Molecule: messenger RNA, 995 nt
Organism: Asparagus officinalis (garden asparagus)
Lineage: Eukaryota; Viridiplantae; Streptophyta; Magnoliopsida; Asparagales; Asparagaceae
Exons: 3
Coding region: 12-794 (260 amino acids)
Molecular function (GO): protein dimerization activity
Source: RefSeq, a predicted model, not a curated record
CUCCCUUGCAUAUGGCUUCUUACUACCUCAACCCUUACUAUUUCUAUAGGGAUGAUGUAGUGAAGAAUUGCAAAAGGGCGAAAGAUGGAUUUCUAGAUGUGGUGGAGUUGUUCUAUCCUGAUGUAGAGCAACAAGUUGAAAUUCAUACUCAAGAGUUGGAGAGAUACAGAGAAGGAAAGGGUUCAUUUGCUAGGAUUGGAGCGGUGAAGGCUAGAGAGAAAUCAGACUUGAACCCAGCUAAUUGGUGGUAUUUGCAUGGUGGUGAUUGUCCCUUCAUGCAAAAUAUGGCUAUGAAACUUCUCAACUUGACAAGCAGCUCUUCUGGUUGUGAAAGGAAUUGGAGCACAUUUGAGGGGAUUCAUACGAAGAAGAGGAAUAGAUUGGAAUCGAAGAGGUUAGAGGAACUGGUCUAUGUGAAGUUUAACUCAAAGCUCAACCAGAAGAAGAGGAGAGGAGAAAACAAGAACCUACUACUAUCUACUGAUCGUAGUAAGGCACGAGCAUGGAUCCUAGAAGGAGCAGGCUCCGAUGAUGAGGAAGAAGUUCAUCCUGGCUCAGGUCUUACUUGGAGGAUGGUAGAGGGUAUAUCGGGAGCGGCUGAGGCUGCGGAGAAUAGGAGUUCUAGGCUAGCAGGACCUUCAAGUGCUUCUACUUCAGUGAUAGAUGAUGAAGAAGAGCCUCUUGUCUCGGAUGAUGAUGUUUCAGACGAAGAGGAGGAUUGUGUGGAGAUGGAUUCUGGAGAGGAUAGCGAUGAUGGAGUAGAGGAGGAACUUCAUGAUGAUGAUGAUGUUUGAUGAUGACAUUAGAUUAGAUGCAUAUUGCUAAUUCAUUAUAUUACAUCUAGACUAUUCCUGUUUGACUAUCUUUUUGCUGAUAUUUUGGGACAUAAACUUCUAGUUAUUGGAUAUUAUAUGCCUUGUCAUUUAGUAUGUAUGCAUCUUUGAUUGACUAUUAUACUUUGGAUAGCAUAUGUGUUGUGUUGGUAUUUUUGUAUU